Molecule: messenger RNA, 1602 nt
Organism: Botrytis byssoidea
Lineage: Eukaryota; Fungi; Ascomycota; Leotiomycetes; Helotiales; Sclerotiniaceae
Exons: 1
Coding region: 1-1602 (533 amino acids)
Source: RefSeq, a predicted model, not a curated record
AUGUACUUUUCUUCUCAUUCUCUUAUUGCUUCCGUUCUCUUAAUCUCUGCUGUUCAAGCAUAUCCAGGAGUCCAAGCAGAUCCCGUUGCUGAUGUCCUAGCUACAACGACAUCUGCAAUUGUUUUAGAGACCCCUCCACUUUCGGAAGGGAUUCUUGAAAAUCUAGGGUUGUUCAAAUUCUUCGCAAGAGCCGCGAAGAAAACAACUGCCAAAACUACAGCUAAAACGACAGAGGCUGCACCAACAACACAGAAAACCACGGCUCCAGCAACAACGCAAAAAAAUACGGCCGUGGUAACUACACCUACGACUACCCCGGUGAAAACCACCGAGGCACCUACCACCGCUUCAAUCAAGACAACCUCGAUUCCAACUACGUCAUCCAUAUCCACCAAACCUACUUCUACUUUGACCAGUUCGACUUCGACUUCGGUUGUGGCACCAAGUAGUACGAGUACUGUCUCCAAAUCCUCAAUUUUAAGCACCAGCUCAAUUCCUACUUCGGUGAAUUCUAUUCAGACAUCUCAAGUCUCAUCUUCCACUGUUUCUUCGCUCUCCAGCCUAGAGACCUCUAGCUCUUUGGUAUCCAGUAAAAGUUCUACUUCUGUAGUCACGUCUGCUCAAUUAUCGUCUUCAGCAUCUGGUUCGUUGGCCAGUGUUAGUGGAGUCUCCGGAACCAUUACCAGCACCGGCUCCUUGGCAUCUGGGACUGGUUCUACUUUGACCGGUGGAUCUGUUUCUUCUGGAAUAGAUUCCAAAACAAUCGGGUCUCUUACCGGCACUGGUACGUUAGUUGGUUCUUCAUCAGCUAGUGGAUCAAUCUCUUCUGGAGUUGAUUCAAAAACCAUCGGAUCUCUCACCAGUACUGGAUCAGUACCGACAGGAACUGGUUCCAUUACCAGCACUGGGUCUUUGGUAUCUGGAACUGGCUCUGCCUCAGCGAGUGGAUCGAUCUCUUCUGGAACCGGUUCCGUCACCAGUGGAUCUCUCACCACCACGGGACCACUAUCAUCAGGAACUGGCUCAAGCUCAAUCCCAGGAAGUGGCACCAUAACUUCUUCCUCCCUCAUCUCCUCCUCCAGCAGCUCCAUCUCCUGCUCCGUCUCCAACACCGUAACCGACAUAACCUACUUCGUGUCCCCCGCCACCAACACCCUCGGAUCCGUAACCAAGCUCUCCACCAUCUCCUCCACCGCCAUCCGAACCAUCGGAUGUUCCCUCAGCGCCAAAACCGCCACAUCCACCAUCUCCUCCUCCGCAUCCAUUAGUAAAAUCGUCAUUCCAACCGGCUACGGAGAUCCCGUCGUGAGCGCCGAAGCUGGAAAUGCUGCGUUUUACAAAGCCGGCGCCGCCGGUUACUCAAGCCAGUUAAGUGUAUACAGCGCGGCGUCGACGAGAACGAGCGGGAUGACUACGAUGGCUUCUACGACGGGCAGUAGUGCCUCGAGCGUGCAGAGUGUCGCAAGUGGUACGACGAAGGAAAGUGUGAGUAGUGUUGCCGCUACAGACGCCUCAAGCAUUACCAGUGCACCGGCCACUUCGGGGACAGCUGCUGCCACGGGAAUUGUGGGGGAGAUCUCUUCGCUUCUCAACAUCUUUUGA